Molecule: messenger RNA, 1455 nt
Organism: Daucus carota subsp. sativus
Lineage: Eukaryota; Viridiplantae; Streptophyta; Magnoliopsida; Apiales; Apiaceae
Product: heptahelical transmembrane protein 4
Exons: 4
Coding region: 261-1379 (372 amino acids)
Biological process (GO): response to hormone
Cellular component (GO): membrane
Molecular function (GO): signaling receptor activity
Source: RefSeq, a predicted model, not a curated record
AACCCGCCAGCACAACAGUGCCCACCCUAAGCAACCCGGCUUUCCUUUCAAAGAAAAUAAGGCAACAAAAAAAAAACACGGGUAUGAAUUCCAGAAUCCCUGACGAAACUGCAGGUUUUGAGCUGUUUUCUUCUCUACCCUGCACGUAUACAUUAUCCGCAACCGCCUUAUUUAAUAAUAUCUUAAUUUCUCUACAUCCAAACACCCUUGUGAUUCAACAUCUUGAAUCCUGAACAAACGGCCUUUUCUUCCCUCAAGAAAUGGAUAAUUGUGAGCAAGAAUACAGGAGGAAGGUGGGACAUAGAGCAGAAAGUCCGAAAGAAAAAGGGAAGAUGUUAUGGAAGAAGGUCAAGUAUCAGCUUGUCGAAUAUCACUCAUUGCCUGCUUUUUUGAAAGACAACGAGUUCAUUUUGGGCCAUUAUCGUUCCGAGUGGCCUUUGAAACAAAUCUUCUUCAGCGUCUUUUCCAUUCACAAUGAGACACUCAACGUCUGGACGCAUUUGAUUGGGUUUCUCCUCUUCCUUACCCUGACGAUUCACACUGUGAUGAAGAUUCCGUAUGUUGUGGAUCUCCAUAAGUUCGAAAAUGUCCGGGAGGAUCUCAAAACUUCACUGCCUUUGGCACAUGUGUUACCAUCUUUGUCUAGCUGGCGUUCUGCUAAGUUCCUCCCUAACUAUAUUCCUGAACAGUUCUCACAAAGAAAUCAUUCUGAUGUCUGUGCCUUGCAUAGCAUAAAGGAGAAUGUGGCAAACACAAUAGCUCCUGUGAUGGUUAGACCAAUCACUCGGUGGCCAUUCUUUGCUUUCUUGGGAGGCGCCAUGUUUUGUCUAUUAGCGAGUAGCAUGUGCCACUUGCUCUCAUGUCAUUCAAAACGCCUGUCUUACAUCAUGCUUAGGCUUGACUACGCUGGGAUUGCAACCAUAAUUUCAACAUCAUUUUAUCCUCCAGUCUACUAUUCCUUUAUGUGUAAUCCCUUCUUUUGCAAUUUGUAUCUGGGAUUUAUAACUCUAUUAGGCAUGGGAACAAUCAUAGGAUCUCUUCUUCCUGUGUUUGACCGUUCUGAAUUUCGUAGCAUUCGUGCUUCUCUAUUCUUUGCAAUGGGUUUCUCUGGUGUGGUGCCGAUUCUGCACAAGCUCAUCAUGUUUUGGCACCAGCCAGAGGCACUGCAUACCACUGGGUAUGAAGUCUUGAUGGGAUCUCUGUAUGGGCUUGGAGCACUAGUAUAUGCUAUGCGAGUUCCAGAGCGAUGGAUACCAGGGAAAGUCGACAUUGCAGGACACAGUCACCAGCUAUUUCACAUACUGGUACUCGCAGGGGCCCUAACUCAUUAUCGAGCUGGUUUAGUUUAUCUGAAAUGGCGAGACCUGGAAGGUUGCUAAAAGAAACAAAUCCAGACUUUAAACCAGUGUAUUGGAUGUCUCUUUUUUUUUUUUUGACAAAAUCACACUUGCAUUA